Anopheles stephensi (Asian malaria mosquito) is the source of this 4280-nucleotide messenger RNA. It is a transcript of the gene Glg1, whose product is annotated as Golgi apparatus protein 1. The record is from RefSeq and is a predicted model, not a curated record. Gene Ontology annotation, cellular component: Golgi membrane. NCBI's taxonomy places the organism in Eukaryota, Metazoa, Arthropoda, Insecta, Diptera, Culicidae. The transcript has 5 exons. Bases 300 to 3644 code for a protein of 1114 amino acids. Gene Ontology annotation, molecular function: fibroblast growth factor binding.
CUUUUUUUUUUAGUCGCGCAAGAACCUGCAAUUACAAGUUGUGAUACGAAUAAAUAAAUACACGCAAUUGACACGUCUUCGUAGCUUGUCCUGUUUGCCCUACUGUGGCCACAGUUGCUCGCUAGGUAGUAAACUUCGUGAUCAAGCAUACCGGUGCUAAUAGAUCACCGAGUGGAAGUGCUGCAUUCGGGAGGGGAUUGAUUAUGUUCGGAACCAUCGACGGUGCUGGUAAUUAUACGUAAAAGGGUGCACGGAUUCGCUUCACCCACCCCGAUUGCAACAACGAGCCCGUGUCAGCGAUGCACAAAACAAUCGACAUGGCUGCAUCUAGCACGGUAACAAUUGUAUGGGUGGUGCUUGUCGCCACGCUUGCCGCACAGUGUCAAGCGGCGGGUGUGCCGGUGGCCGGACCGGCGAAACUCAUCGACGAACAAGCUUGCUCGCAGCUGAAAACGCUCUGCCCGAAAAGUGCAUUGGCCGCAGAAGAUAUCAAAGCGCUGGAGUGCGUCCAGUCGCUGCAUCCGGAGCAGAUCGACAGUCUAGAGCCGGAUUGUCAGCAUAUGAUCUGGCUGCACACGACCGCCCUGAUGGACGAUGCCAACCUGAAGCGGAUGAUCCAGAAAGGAUGCCCGAAGGACUAUUCGCAGUUCCCCUGCUCCCAGAGCCAGGAACCGGGACAAUUUUUAGCCUGCAUCAUUGACCAUCGCAACGUUGCGAAAGGCAAUGGGUGCAUCAGCUACAUCAAGCGCCUGGAAUGGGUUGCCUUCUCCGAUUACCGGUUUAUCAAGCGGUUCCUUGCGCACUGUACGCGCGACAUCGAAGCGCUGGGCUGUGGGCGCGUUGCAACUGGCAACGAUCGUGACAAAAUGUCCCAAGGAGAAACGGUCGCCUGUCUGCAGAACUCGCUGGACAAUCUGAACGAGGAGUGCAAGCGUGAGGUGCUCCAUCUGUCCGAGGUACAGUCGGAAGAUUUGACGCUCGAUCGACAGCUGGACGUGGCCUGUUCGAACGACGCAUUUCGCUUCUGCCAAUCGCUCCCGGCUGGAUCUCCUCAGCUGCUGAAAUGUCUCAUGAAGCACCGCAACGAUCCGGACAUGUCGAAACAUUGCCAGCAACAGCUGCUGCGUCACGAUCGGCUCGUGGUGCACGAUUACAAGGUAUCGCGCGGUCUAACGCGGGCCUGCAAGGAGGACAUCAAAACGUACCGUUGUCGCCGGGGAGUGUCGGACGAUAAGGAUGUGCGGCUGGCACAGAUCCUGCUCUGUCUCGAAGCGGUACAGAAGAACAGCACCAAGCUGAUGCCGGAGUGUGUGGCGGAGAUCAACGACCAUCGGCGAAUGCUGCUAACGGACUACAAAUUGUCGCCCGAAAUAUUGACCGGGUGUGAGAAUGAUAUCGAAAAGUUUUGUAGCAAUCUGGAUGCGGGCGGCAAAACGAUCCACUGUCUGAUGGAGCACGCGCGGUUGAAGAAGAAAAAGGAUCGCCGCGUCACGGACAUUUGUCUGCGUGCGCUGGAAACGCUGGUAAAGGUGACGGACGUUGGGGAAGAUUGGCGUGUGGAUCCGGUGCUCCGCAAGGCCUGCAAACCCGUCGUGGAUGUGGCCUGCUCCGAUACGGACGGAGGCGAUGCGAGAGUAAUGUCGUGCUUGAUGGAAAAGCUCGGCACAAACUACAUGAACGUUGAGUGUGAAUCGGCCCUGCUGCAGAUACAGUACUUUGUGGCAAGAGACUUCAAGCUAGAUCCGCAGCUGUACCGGAGCUGCAAGGACGAUGCGAUCCGGUUCUGUAAGGCGAAAAAGACCUGGGCCGAUCUCGACACCGCCCAAAUGGACCCGGAACGUGGCCCGCUCAUACUGCCCUGUCUGCACCGGUACGCUUACCCCGAGAAGGAAGAGAUGCGUCUCAAGCCGGAAUGUCUGCAGGAAGUGAAGCGUGUUAUGCGCCAACGGGCGAAAUCCGUCGAUCUGAUCCCGGAGGUGGAGGACCAGUGUUUGGACGAUCUCGCCUACUUUUGCUUCGAUAAGACGGGCAAAGGCGAGGAGAUGCAGUGCCUGCAGGACAAUCUCGAAAAGCUGCAGGAAGCGUGCAAAACGGCCGUUUCCCGGUACACCGAAGAGGAGGCAGCACACGUCGAGCUGAACCCGAUCAUCAUGACCGUGUGUGCCGAUGCGAUGGAGAAGCAUUGUGCGACGGUGCUGAAAACGGGGCGCGACGAGGGCGACAUGAUGGAGUGUCUAAUCGCCGCCAAGAACUUGCCGGAUAUGCGCGAAGACAUCAAAUGCCGGGCGGCGGUGGAACACUUUCAAAUCAUUUCGCUGAAAAGCUUCCACUUUACGUACAAGUUCAAGGAAGCGUGUCGAUUGCACGUGUCGCGGUUCUGCAGCAAAUGUACCACCAAGUACGAGGUCGUUGCCUGUCUGAGCGAAGUGAUGCGCAACGAUACGAUCAAGGAAGCGAAGCAUUCCAUCCCGAAGGAGUGUCGGCAGCAGGUCCGCGCGCAGCUGUACCAGCAGCGCGAAAACAUCGACUUUGAUCCGAAGCUGAAGGCCGCCUGCAAGGAGGACAUUGCGCGCCACUGUCCACAGAUACCGCACGGCUCGGGACAGGUGAAUACGAACAAUGUCCUGGAAUGUUUGCAAACGCACCACGGCGAUCUGACCGAGUCAUGCCACCAUCAGCUGUUUUCGAUCAAAAAGUCCGAACUGACGGACAGUGCGACCGAUUACACGCUGCUCAACACCUGCCGGGACAUGAUACGGCAGUACUGCCACGACACCGAACCGGCCAAGAUGCUCCACUGCCUGAAGUUGCACAAGGACGAAUCACUGUUCGACGAUCGGUGCCAUCUCGUGGUGGUGAAUCGUAUGAUCGAACAGAAUCUAGACUACCGGUUCAAUCCCGCGCUGCAGGCCGCGUGCUCGAAAAACAUUGCCGAGUACUGUACGCCCAUCAUCAGGAAUGCCAAGCAGAACGAGGAGCUGAACGGGAAAGUGAUCGACUGUCUGAAGGUUCGGUUCCGCGAGGGCAAACUGUUGCCCGACUGUGAGAAACAGAUGACGGAGGUGUUGCACGAGCGGGCAUUGAACUACAAGCUGAAUCCACUGCUCCAGAGCGUGUGCCACGACGAGAUACAGGUACUGUGCGGUGCCGUGUCGGAACCGGACGCAAACGAGGAUCAUGGCGCGGUUGAGGAGUGUUUGAAGCAGGCUUUCCUCGACAAGAAGCUCAUCAACCGGGCAUGCAAGGUGGAGGUGGCUGAGCUUAUUCAGGAAGGCAAGGCGGACAUUUAUGCCGAUCCGCUGCUGCAGCGGGCUUGUUCGGUGGAUUUGCUGAAGUACUGUUCCCACAUCCAAAGCGGCAAUGGACGCUUGCUAAAAUGUCUCGAAGGAAUUCUACAAGGCGAAAGUAAGGCACUGGAAGACGACUGCAAGAACAAACUGCUGACCCGGUUGGAGAUGUUCCAAAACGCAGCAGCGUACGUUCCACCGGCGGAAAACUUCCAUCAGCUGUACGAUCAGGUGGUUGCGUCCCCGUCGAAGCACUACUUCCUGAUCGUGCUGUGCACCUUUAUCGGCAUCAUCUUCAUCAUUGGGCUGCUGUGUGGACGCGUGACGCACCGUACGAUGGCACUGAAGAACAAGUAGUCAACUGCAGUCAACGGCGCAUGUUUCAGUUUCCAUUUCAAAUUACUAGACUGUGUUAUUACUUAUGUGUUAAAGCGAGCUAAGGAAGGAUGUUCACGCCGCGUGCAAUACGGGACGCCAUUUUCCUCCCGCCCCAGGAACACCCCUUUUCGCAGACAAGCUAGGUGCAAUGCAGCUGUUCGUAGGGCAAGCAAGUGCUGGUGAAAAGUGUUUUAUCUACAGUCAGAUGGUCGCCCGCCAGAGCAAGGGCGCCGACUAUCGAUGCCAGGCAGUGUAAGUGUAUUAUAUUAGUUAGCAUAUUUGUAGAGGCAUGCGGCCACUCCCUCGUGGGCGGGAAGUGUCCAGGGCGAAAACAUGGCAAAACACCUUAAAACGGAGUAGAGGAGCUAAUCGGAAAGCAUGGAAGACACAUAUAUAGCGUUUAGGGGAAAUCGUAUCAGGCAGCACGUUGUAGAAAAAAAAGACUUUUAUACAUCUUAUACCUUCCGACAGUGAAAACAGAAAAAAGGGCAAAGACAGACCGGUUUUGGAAAAUGGGCAGACUGUUACUUCAAAACCAACAAACAAACAACCCGUGGCGUACACCGUGUUUGCAUGCGCAUUCGGAUGUGUCAAUAAAAUAGUCAACCAAACGAA